AUGGAGGACUACUUCAGUGGGUCAGAUUCAAUUGAAGAAGCACUAACACUAUUCCGUGAUGUAUCCCAAGCACUAAAUACUGGGGGCAUGAUGCUACGGAAAUGGUGUUCAAACAAUCCAGCUGUCAGACAAUACAUAUCAGAAGUAUCUGACGAACCACAUUUCUCAUUGGAUCUAGGGAAUCAGGACACAAUCGGAUCACUAGGAUUAGUCUGGUGCCCAGAGAAGGAUCAACUGACGUAUAGCACAUCACAGAGGGAACAAGUUGAUACCAGGACUAAACGUAGCUUACUUUCAUCGUUAAACAGUAUAUUUGACCCCCUUGGUUUUUUAGGUCCAGUUCUGAUACGUGGCAAGGAGACCUUCAUCAAGGAUUUGGAAAACCUAGACCAACUAUUCAUUCCGCGAUCAGUAAAGUAUAAUCCGCAUGGAGAAAUCCAAUUGCACGGAUUUUGCGAUGCAUCACAGAUAGCGUAUGGCGGAUGUGUGUACUUUCGACAGCAGGUCAGUGACGAAUUGUGUCAUGUACAAUUGCUAUGCGCCAAGUCACGAGUGGCACCCACAAAAACACAAACAAUACCCCGAUUGGAACUGUGCGGCGCCCAUCUGCUGGCUGAGCUGAUAUCAAGGGUAGAAAAAUCGAUGGGAUUGUCACUACAUAAUACACAUUGUUGGACCGACUCCACAGUUGCUCUAACUUGGAUUCAAGGAGAGUCUUCACAGUGGAAAACAUAUGUAGUUAACCGAGUCACGCAGAUCAAUGAAGCUGUCAAGCAACAAAACUGGUCUCAUGUAAGUACCAGCCUCAACCCAGCUGACGCUUUAUCUCGUGGAGUAUCAGCCACUGAGUUAUUGAACUUAAGCUUGUGGUGGUCAGGACCAAAGUUCUUACAAAAACGCUUAAUCAAUAAUAGAUGUAAAGAAGAAUUUCAGCUACCAGAUGACAACACCUUAGAAAGAAGACCACUAAAAUUCACUCUUGCUACUACAAUAAACCAAUUUAAAUCUAGAUUUUCUGUCACGGGUUGGCUCCGAAACGGCUUGACCGAUUUGGCUGAUUUGCCUGGUUAG
This is a messenger RNA of Acyrthosiphon pisum (pea aphid), 1071 nucleotides long. RefSeq lists its product as uncharacterized. The coding region runs from base 1 to 1071 and encodes 356 amino acids. The record is from RefSeq and is a predicted model, not a curated record. Lineage: Eukaryota; Metazoa; Arthropoda; Insecta; Hemiptera; Aphididae. The transcript is spliced from 2 exons.